Rhineura floridana is the source of this 7406-nucleotide messenger RNA. It is a transcript of the gene PTPN4, whose product is annotated as protein tyrosine phosphatase non-receptor type 4. Lineage: Eukaryota; Metazoa; Chordata; Lepidosauria; Squamata; Rhineuridae. Gene Ontology annotation, molecular function: cytoskeletal protein binding; protein tyrosine phosphatase activity. Gene Ontology annotation, cellular component: cytoskeleton; cytoplasmic side of plasma membrane; cytoplasm. Gene Ontology annotation, biological process: protein dephosphorylation. Bases 738 to 3527 code for a protein of 929 amino acids. The record is from RefSeq and is a predicted model, not a curated record. The transcript has 27 exons.
GGUGCUCUCGCGAGAGUUGUCAUUUUCCACUUUUCACUGGGUGACUGCGCAGCUGCCAUGUUGGUUGCUAUGCUGCUGCCUGUCUGAAGGCAGGCAGGAGGGAAGGAAGGAGGGAGGCUCUGGGGAGGGGAGAAGGACGGAGGAGGAGGUGGUGGAGGUGGCUGCUGCUAGUCCUCGCCCUCCCCCCCGCACAGACAGGCAGAGCCCUGGUGUUUAACUACCGCUCCCCCCCCCCGGCUUCAGGAAAAGGAAGAGAGGAGAAAAUCUCGUUGGGGGUGGGUGGAGGGAAAGGUCUGGGGAAGGCACCUUCCCUUCAGGCAGAGGAGUGACUGCUGAAACCUUCUCCCCCUCUGUUUCCCUCUCUUAAUUGGGGGGUACCCAGUGGGUGGGGAGGGGGGAAGCUGUAUUGCCUUCCCCCCUCCCUCCCUCUAUCUGGCCACCCAUCCUUGUCUGUCUGCAUUAGGAAUGUGGGGGGGCUUUGAGUUGAGAGUGGGGCGCUCACUGCAACGGCUGUUGGUGACUCCCCAUCAUUUUUGCUUGCUGCUGUUUGGGGGUACAAGAACUAAAUUGAACUGAGCUCUGCUGCGGAUUAAACAACGUUUUUUGAGGGGGUAGACUCCUUUCCCACCUCCACUUUACCUUUCGGCUUCUCUUAUUCCCCUUUGGGUUGGCUAUUUGUUCCAUUAUCAUCCUCUGGGAGGACGUAGCUAUUAUAUGAAGACGUUGUGUGGACAGUAAUGACCGCACGUUUCCGAUUGCCUGCUGGCAGAACCUACAAUGUACGAGCAUCUGAGCUGGCACGAGACAGACAGCAUACAGAGGUGGUCUGCAAUAUUCUUCUUCUGGAUAAUACUGUACAAGCUUUUAGAGUUAACAAACAUGAUCAAGGACAAGUUUUGUUGGAUGUAGUUUUCAAGCAUCUUGAUCUGACAGAGAGAGACUAUUUUGGUUUACAAUUGGCUGAUGAUUCUACUGAUAACCCGAGGUGGGUAGAUCCAAACAAGCCAAUCAGGAAGCAGUUAAAGAGAGGAUCUCCUCACAGUUUGAACUUCAGAGUCAAGUUUUUUGUAAGCGAUCCUAAUAAGCUUCAAGAAGAAUACACACGGUAUCAAUAUUUUUUGCAAAUUAAACAAGACAUUCUUACUGGAAGAUUGCCCUGCCCUUAUAAUACUGCUGCACUCUUGGCUUCCUAUGCUGUUCAGUCUGAACUGGGAGACUACAGCCUUUCAGAGAACCUCCCAGGCUACCUCUCAGACUAUUCUUUCAUCCCUGGCCAGCCUCAAGACUUUGAAAAAGAAGUAUCCAAACUACAUCAGCAACAUAUAGGUCUGUCUCCUGCUCAAGCAGAAUUUAGUUAUCUCAGUACAGCCCGAACCUUAGAAUUCUAUGGGGUUGAAUUGCACUAUGCAAGGGAUCAAAGUAACAAUGAAAUUAUGAUUGGAGUAAUGUCAGGAGGCAUACUAAUUUAUAAGAACAGGGUACGAAUUAACAUCUUUCCAUGGUUGAAGAUCGUAAAAAUUUCUUUUAAGUGCAAACAGUUUUUUAUUCAGCUCAGAAAAGAAUUGCAUGAAUCUAGAGAAAUGUUACUAGGAUUCAACAUGGUGAAUUAUCGAGCAUGUAAGAACUUGUGGAAAGUUUGUGUAGAACACCACACCUUUUUCCGGCUAGACAGACCACUGCCGCCUCAGAAGAACUUUUUUGCACAUUAUUUUACUUUGGGUUCAAAGUACCGGUACUGUGGGAGAACAGAAGUCCAGUCUAUGCAGUAUGGUAAAGAAAAGGCAAAUAAGGACAGGGUAUUUGCCAGAUCUCCGAGUAAACCUCUGGCUCGCAGAUUGAUAAGUGGGAUGGAUUGGGAGGUUGUCAGCAGGAAUUCAUUGUCUGAUGACAGGUUAGAAACGCAAAGUUUACCAUCGCGCUCUCCACCCGGAACUCCUAAUCAUCGCAACUCUGCAUUUACUCAAGAGGGAAACCGUUUACGGCCAUCUUCAGUUGGACAUCUAGUAGACCAUGUAGUCCAUACAUCUCCGAGUGAGGUUUUUGCAAAUCACCGAUCCCCUUCUUCAACCCAGGCCAACAGUAUUAUUCUGGAGUCAUCACCAUCUCAAGAGACCUCUGUAGAUGGGCAACCACCUGCACUGCCACCUAAACAAUCUAAAAAGAAUAGUUGGAACCAAAUUCAUUAUUCACAUUCUCAACAGGAACUAGAUAACCAUAUCAGUGAAACAUAUGAUGAUGAUUCUUCAUCUCCUGAAAAAUCAACACCCAAUGGUGGGAUUCCCCAUGACAAUCUUGUUCUGAUCAGAAUGAGACCAGAUGAAAAUGGAAGGUUUGGUUUCAAUGUAAAGGGUGGAUAUGAUCAGAAGAUGCCUGUCAUAGUGUCCAGGGUGGCACCAGGAACUCCUGCAGAUGUUUGUGUCCCUCGUUUGAAUGAAGGAGAUCAGGUUGUACUGAUCAAUGGCAGGGAUAUAUCAGAACAUACACAUGAUCAAGUUGUUAUGUUUAUUAAAGCUAGCUGUGAGCGGCACUCAGGGGAACUUGUGCUCCUAGUUCGACCCAAUGCUGUUUAUGAUGUGGUAGAAGAAAAGUUGGAGAGUGAGCCAGAUUUCCAGUACAUCCCUGAGAAGUCUCCGCUAGAUGGUGCCCACCAGGAUGAUAAUGCUCUGAGGGAAUCAGUGUUUCAGCUGGCAGAGGGGCUAAUCACUGGAACUGUCCUGGCUCAGUUUGAUCAACUUUAUAGGAAGAAACCUGGGAUGACAAUGUCUUGUGCCAAAUUACCUCAAAACAUUUCCAAAAAUAGAUACAGAGACAUUUCGCCUUAUGAUGCUACACGGGUUAUUUUAAAGAGUAAUGAUGAUUACAUCAAUGCAAAUUAUAUAAAUAUGGAAAUCCCUUCUUCCAGUAUAAUAAAUAAAUACAUUGCUUGCCAGGGUCCUUUACCAAACACUUGCCCUGAUUUUUGGCAAAUGACUUGGGAACAAGGCUCAUCUAUGGUUGUAAUGUUAACCACUCAAGUGGAACGGGGAAGAGUAAAAUGCCAUCAGUACUGGCCAGAGCCCAGUGGAAGCUCUUUAUAUGGAAAUUUCCAGAUCACUUGCCAUUCAGAAGAAGGAAAUCCUGCUUAUGUCUUCAGAGAGAUGACACUGUCCAACCUGGAGAAAAAUGAGAACCGGCAACUUACUCAAAUCCAGUACAUAGCAUGGCCUGAUCAUGGGGUUCCUGAUGAUUCCAGUGACUUCCUGGAUUUUGUGUGUCUCGUAAGGAAAAAAAGAGCUGGCAGAGAAGAGCCAGUUAUUGUUCACUGCAGUGCUGGGAUUGGACGAACAGGAGUUCUUAUCACUAUGGAAACAGCUAUGUGUCUCAUUGAGUGCAGUCAGCCUGUUUAUCCCUUGGAUAUUGUGAGAACCAUGAGAGAUCAAAGGGCUAUGAUGAUCCAAACUCCUAGUCAAUACAGAUUCGUUUGUGAGGCUAUUUUGAAGGUGUAUGAAGAAGAACUUGUUAGACCUUUAACAACUUCGCUGCAUUAACAGUAAACAAAAUAUACCUUUCAGAAGAAUGCAUAUAAAUUACUGGUGUGCCAUAACAUCACUUGCAAGAUAUGGCGUCUGAAAACAAUGAAGAACUGAAAAGGACUUGGAAAAACUUCAGCACUACUGCACUUUAUGUUGAAACUGAAAAUUGGUCUCUAAAACACUAUGAUUUUUCUGUGUUGGAAGACUCUCUCUUCGUGCUUUGCUUUGAACAAACCACAGACUUACUGAACUCCAUGUGUUCCAGAUGACUUUCCAGACAUCAUUGUAGUGCCAUAUAGUCCCUUUUUGUUUGAACUGCUACAAAAAAGGCUUGGAACUAUUUCACUCUUUGUUUGACACCUAUGUCUUUUUAAAGCAACAACAAUACACACAAAGCCAUUUCUUCCAAUGCUAAAGUGUUAAGAUUCUUGUUUUUAUUUUGGUGAAACAUUAGCAAUAUUACUACUAUUACUAGACACACUGCCUACUGAAGCAGCACAUUUUGCCCUAUGCCCUCCUAGAAUCUAACCUGAUUAAUAAUGGAAAGCUACAUUCUCUUUGAACCCAGCAGUAACUGCAUAAAGGCCCAUUUACCCAGCAUCUUGUUUAGGCUGGAAUAGGAAGAACAUUUAUUUUUGAACUGGUAGCUCUGUUUCUCAGCAUGUCAUAACAUUGGUGUGUUUUGAAACAUUUGAUUAUAUUGCAUAAUGGGAAUGAAUGCAUGCAUUUUGUCUUAACCCCUUAAGUGCCUUGAGACUUGCAGUGUAUGUCGUAACGACAAGGCACUUGUAUUGGCCCUAAAGGGGAAGUAUCAUCAUUGUAUUUAUUUUAGCGGGUUCACACUUUAAACCAUGGCCCUUGGUGCUUAGAAUAUGGUACUCAGAAUAUGAUAGGUGGUUACAGAAAUACCAUUCCUUCUCUUUCUGCAAGUACCUGCAUGCUACUAUGGGUAGCAAAAGCACCACAGCCUAUUAACAAUUGUUUACUGCAAUGAAAUGAAGUGGGAAAUCUGACACAUUCCUUUCAACUGGUAAAAUGUUUGCAACAUCAAAUGAAAAGCUUGUAGAUUGUUUUAGAAUUUGUUUCUUUCCCCCUUUCACUGAGAGAUAACCUUGUAACUUGAGUAGGAUAUAGCUUUUUGAUAGUUCUGAUAACUAUCAACCUUCAAAUCCAAGAGCUUUCCCCACGUCCUACUUGCCAGUUACUUUUCCUGAGCAGUUCUUUCUCAAGUCAUGUUUAUACUGUACUGCAUUUUAAAAAGGAAAAAAGGGCGAGUGCGAGUAAAAUGCCCUCAAUUUGUUCCCAAAACAUCUAGGGUUUCUACACGUUCUUUGGGAUCUCCAUGUUUUUUGUGCAAAGAAUUUUUGUAUGCGUGCCUCCUUUUUGAAGCCAUUAGCAUGUAUGCAGUUAAUUGAUACAGUAUCUGAACUCAUUCUAGCACUAUGUAAAAGUUGUUGGCUCCUUUUUUUAAUGUCUAGAACAGGUGAAGCCAACUGGCUAGUGAGGAUAUCCAGCUUCUUGCACAAUAAGUUUUGGGAUGUGGUUGUUUCUGUCUGAAAACCUAAUCUGACCUAUAUUUAAAUAGUUUUGAAAAAUUACUGAAUGAUUUUUAAAGCAGAAUAUGCAGACUAUACAUGACAAUAUGGAGUAAUGAGUUUAGCUUUUUUUAGUAAUUUAUUCUCUUUUAGAUAUACUGGGAGGGGCUACAGAUCUGCUAUACUGUAUAAAGUGUAUUCCCAAUGCAAUGAAAUUGUGUGGUGCAAAAUUGUAGCAACCUUUCACCAUAAUGCCAAAUGAAAGAGAACAUCUUUAUAGGUUUUUUUAAAAAAAACUUGUCAGCUGGCCUGUUUGCUUAUUUGCAGAGCAAAUCCAGUAUGUGGUUCUGGAUUUGAAAUUACUGCAUUAUUAUUCUUUUAAUAUAACAUCUUUGUCACAUCAGUGUAAACAUGAAUACAACUGUCAAUGAAUUCCUUUUAUCCAAAUUGAAGUUUUGUUAGUAUAAGGUAUAAUGGGCAUCUAAAACGCUACCCUUAACUUCAUAGUUGUCCAAUAUUGUAGGAAUACAUUUUUGUCUGUUUUCUGUUUGAAUGAGUGCUUAAUAUCUACUUUUGACAGCUGUAAAAGUGAAGGGGAUAGUGGGAUCAAUGUUCUAUAUGAAAUGAUAACUGAAGAAUCCAGUGGCUUUUAAUAGUUGGUUGCUGUUCAGCCAAAAAAAAAUGGAAGGCUGAAAUGCAUUUUUGUUAUGCUAAGGACAGUUUCAGAUGACCCAGCACAAUGUAGGUAACUGCUUAGAAUAUGCUUUGCAAUCUGAACCAUCCUAAGAUGCCAGUGUAAGCAAUGUAAAAUCCCUUUUAUUGAAAGCCUGUAGUAGAUCUUACCAACCAGUGAGAUGACAACUAGAAAGAGAAGUUAUGCUAAACAUACUGCAUACACAUGUUCUGUUUUUAAAUGCUUGCUUCAAAAAUGGUUUAAUACCUGGAGAAAGUUUUCCUGCUUUUGAUUUGGAUAUUCUAUCCCAUGGUGUUGGUUAUUUGCAGGGCUAAUUUGAGUAUUUGUAGCAUGUUAAAGUAAAUAUUAAACUAUUGCUCCAUUCUAAUGAAGCAACAAUAUGUUUCUAUUGCCAAUAUAAAAUGAAAACAGCAUUGCCCUUUUUAUAAACUUAUACAAGGGAAAUUAUUAGAAGGUUGUAUGUCAUUGGUAUUUUAUAUAUGUUGAUACUCUAAUGUGAGAUUGCCAAAGCAAUUUGAAUCCAUGAGAAACAUUUAUACCAGUUUUGUUCGGGUAUAUUUUUGGUACUUAGGAUAUUGAUCUGACAAAUAGGCAGAAACAUUAGCUGCCUUAAAGCCUCCAUUUCCACUGAUAUAAACUGAUUUAGGGCUUACUGGUCAGUAGUAAUGAAGAAAUAUUGAAAGAGAUUAGUUUGGCAGGGUAACAAACUAAUCUACAAACUAAAUUUCCCUUUAAUGCACACAUAGUAAAAGUAGGAUAGUAAAUCAAAGCAUGAUCAUGCCAUAAAAGCGGAUUUUCACAAAAUGCAUUUUUCCAUAGUGGUAUAAAUAGCCUUUUACUAAUAUUUUUAUAUAGCCUAAAAGUUAAUACCGUUAAUUACUUUGCAUUGGGUUAUGAAGAUCUGUGUCAAGCUAAAAAGGAAAAAUAUUUUUUGUAUGUGUUUUCAUUCUGUACAAUACAUGAAUGUAUGUUUCAGGCAUAAUGACAUAUAAAGUGAUGGGUGUUAUGGAUGUGGAAUUUUAUGAAUAAUUAUUUUCUUACUAUUUGCUAGAAAAAUGGGGAGAAAAAAAUUGUAACACUUCCUGUUGGUGGGUUUUUUUAAAAAAGAAAUCAAGUUGUUUUAAUUGUAAAUAAGAGCCAUAGGGUAAUAGUUCUGUGCCAAUGUAUGAUACAAAUGUCUGUUUUUGUGUUUUCAUUUUUUAUCUUAAGGAUUGAAAACUAUGAUUAUUUAAAGUAUGUUUGAAGGUUUGUCUAAUGCAGAAAUCUAGGACUUGAGACUUCUGAAAAUUGCUUCUUUCCUUUUUUAGGUGUGUGGCUUUGGGAGUGGUAGGAAUAAACUUUAGAGAGUUAAAUAUGAAGUACCCACAGUGUCAGUCAUUCUCUGAGGAACAUGACUUUAAGUGCCCUGGCCAAUCAUACCACUUAAGAGCAUGGUCCCUCCAAAUCUUCAAAGUAGAUAUCCAUCUUCAGUGCUGCAGUAAUGUAUCCCUACAACCUUAGCAUAAGAACAGGACUCCUGGUUGUCCUUGGUGGUAGCUAUUUGUUUUUUCUAUUCCCAAAUGUACGUCCAUUAGGUCAUAAAUUUAGCAUUAGGCCAUAAAUUAUGUCUAAAACUUUAGACACCUUCACUGAAGUAAUAAAGUAUACCACAUUAAUACUCUGUAA